AUGGACAGAGUUACUUUUAAAAUAAACGGCGUAAAACAUUCAGUUGGUCAUGAAGUGUCUUCAACUACGACUCUUCUGGAUUAUAUCCGGAAAGUCGCAGAGCUGCGUGGUACCAAGUACAUGUGCAAGGAAGCCGGCUGUGGAGCCUGUAUAGUGAGUUACUCCAGACCAUCUGAUGAUGCAGCUUUUGGGAGACAUAUUGUGCAAGGCGUGAACUCUUGUAUGGUGUCAAUUACUUCCUGCCAAGACUGGGAGAUCACCACCAUUGAGGGCAUUGGAAACCGGCUGAAAGGAUACCACCCGCUGCAGGUCACCCUUGCCAAAGACAAUGGCACACAGUGCGGCUACUGCAGCCCUGGCUGGGUCAUGGCUAUGUACAGCUUACUGAAGACAAAACCUCGUACUAUGUUAGAAAUCGAAAAAGAUCUAUCGAGCAACAUAUGUAGAUGUACUGGCUAUAGACCUAUCAUGGACGCUUUUAAGAAAUUUGGAACAGACGCUCCACCUAACGUCAUGAUAGAUAUUGAAGAUCUAAAAAUUUGUGAAAAAACAAAUAAAAUAAGCAAAUGCAAUAGACCAACUAAUAGCAAAUUAGAUAAAGAAUGGUAUCUUGUAUCCAAAGAUGAAGUACCUAAUAAAAUCAUACAAAUAGAGCUGCACGACCACAGACUUUGGUACAGAGUGGAGUUACUGAUUGAUAUUUUUAAUAUUUUCAUGGAACAAGGAACGAAUUCCUAUAUGUUGAUUAACGGAAACACUGGAAAAGGUGUUGUUCCUCUACUGGAGUAUCCAAGAUUACUUAUAGAUAUCUCUUGUGUGUGGGAGCUUCAAGGUUAUUACAUAGACCAAAACCUGGUGGUCGGUGCCGGCACGACACUCACUAAAGUUAUGGAAAUAUUCGACAAAGUCAGUGAAGACGAAUAUUUUGCUUACUUGAGGGUGCUAAAUGAACAUUUGGAAUUGGUUGCUCACAUCCCUGUGAAAAACAUAGGAACCUUAGCAGGUAAUCUGAUGGUAAAACACCAUCAUCCUGAAUUUCAGUCUGACAUAUUUUUGUUAUUGUCAACUGUAGGAGCAGAGCUCACUAUAUUGCAAGGACCAGGUCUCAUGGAAGUAGUACCUAUGCAUCAAUUUCUACAAACUGAUAUGACGGGAAAAGUAUUAUUGAAUGUUUUAUUUCCACCUUUAAAUAGUCAGUAUAAAAUUUGGACAGAUAAGAUUAUGCCUCGGGCACAAAACUCACAUGCCUACGUAAAUUGUGGCUUUUUAUAUAAAUUGGAUAGAAAAAAUAAAGAAGUUUUUGAAUGUAGAAUUGCCUAUGGUGGCCUAUCUCCUACUUUCACUAGAGCAGUAAGAACAGAAAGCUAUAUUGUUGGACGAGAACUUUUCACAAAUGAAACAUUACAAGGAGCACUAGAAGUUUUAAGUAAGGAAUUAGAUCUUUUCGUGGUUCCGAUGCCACCAAACCCUUCAGUAGAGUAUAGAAAACAAUUGUCUUUAGCACUUUUUUAUAAAGGUCUUCUAGCCUUAGCUCCAAAACAUAAAGUAAAUUCUUACUAUGCAAGUGGAGCUAUAAAACUUCACGAAUCAAGGGGCUUGUCUAGAGGUCAACAGGAUUUUGAAACCGAUCCAACUACAUAUCCCGUGAAUCAACCAAUACCAAAAUUAGAGGGUGUGCUUCAGUGUGCUGGAGAAGCAAAAUAUUCAGAAGACGUGCCUACUCUACCAGGAGAAGUUUACGCAUGUUUUGUACUUACGACUGUCCCGUUGGGUAAAAUAGUUAAAAUAGAUCCUAGUAAAGCAUUGGAACGUCCAGGCGUUAUCGCAUUUUACUCCGCUGCUGACAUUCCUGGCUUAAAUAGUUUUACGCCAGUUGAUGAGAAAUACAUAACGCUCUUCAAACUAAACGAAGAAGUUCUGUGUAAUGGUGAUGUUAAAUAUUACAACCAGCCUUUGGGAAUUGUUGUCGCAGAAACCGAAAGAUUAGCACAAAUCGCGUCUAAAUUAGUACACGUUACUUAUACUGAUGUUAAAAAGCCUGUGAUAGAUAUAAAAGAAGCUAAAAAGAUUCCAUCAAGAAACACCCUGACUCUAAACAUACCACCCACGAGAGUGGGUCCAAAUGUGCAACGUGUCAUUACUGGAGAGAAGACUGUCUAUUCUCAAUACCACUUUUGUAUGGAAACAUUAGUUUGUGUUUCACAUCCAACAGAAGAAGGAAUACGAGCUUAUUCCUCUACGCAGUGGAUAGAUUCCGUUCAAAAUAUGACAUCUCAAUCUUUGAAAAUGGACAUGAGCAAGAUUGACGUAAUAAUAAGAAGGCUUGGAGGUGCGUAUGGAUUGAAAAUUACAAGGGCCACUCAACAAGCUGUGGCGUGCAAUCUCGUAGUGUAUAAGCUCAACAGGCCAUGUAGGUUUAUACAGUCAAUGCGGACAAACAUGAGAGCCGUUGGUAAAAGAUUACCAAAUUCGACAGAUUUUGAGGUAGGCGUGAACGAUCAGGGUGUAAUCCAGUAUAUAAAUUUUUCUAUAUAUGCGGACAAUGGAUACAUAUACAAUGAAAAUUUCACUUACUAUGGCAUGGACGCGUAUUACAAUUGCUACGAUCGAGGACCUUGGAACUAUACUUCAUACAAUACCGUUACAGAUACAGCCUCCAAUACUUGGUGUCGCUCUCCCGGUACAUUGGAAAAUGUCGUUGCCACUGAAAUGAUACUGGAACAAAUAGCUUACGAAUUGGGUUUGGAUCCUCUGAAUGUUCGACUAGCUAAUUUAGACAGAGCGAGAAGUAGCGCCGUUCAAGAAAUGACAGACAUUAUUAUAGAAAGAUCUAACUACAGAGAAAGGAGAGAAAGUGUAGAAAAGUUUAACAAGGAGAAUCGAUGGAAAAAACGUGGGCUUAGAUUCACUUUUCUAAGAUGGUCACCAGUUGGGAAUCAGUACUACGACGUUAAUCUUUGUGUGUACCAUGAGGAUGGAACAGUAUGUAUAUCUCAUGGUGGUGUAGAAAUGGGACAAGGCAUUAAUACUAAAGCAGCGCAAAUAUGCGCUUAUUAUUUUAAAAUACCAAUAGAGAAGAUUCAGGUAAAACCUAAUGACACGGUAAUAACUCCUAACUGCUUUACUACUGGAGGUAGCUUAACGACUCAAAACACUGGCAUAGGAGUUCAAAAAUGUUGUGAGCAGAUUCUCCUUAGAUUGGCUCCCUUAAGAGCAAGAAUGGGUGAUGUUUCUUGGGAAGUGCUAGUAAGAGCUGCCUUUACUGCAGAUAUCGAUUUACAAGCACAUGCAAUCGUCAAUGCUUUAGACACAGAAAAUAUAGAUGUUUAUGGAGUAACAUUAUCUGAAGUUGAAAUAGACGUACUGACAGGAGAGCAUGAAAUAAAAAGAGUCGAUUUGAUGGAAGACACUGGUCGCAGUACGAACCCUGAUAUAGACAUUGGUCAAAUUGAAGGAGCGUUUAUUAUGGGAGUCGGUUACUGGACUUGCGAGGAAAUGGUCUACGAUCCUCCAACUGGAGAGGUGCUUACUGACCGUACUUGGGAGUAUCAUGUUCCACAAGCUAGAGAUAUUCCGCAGGACUUUAGAGUAUCUUUUCGUAAAGGUUCUUAUAGCACGCCCAGAUUAUUUGGUGCAAAAGUCGUAGGAGAGCCAGCUACGUGUAUGGGUGUCGGUAUCGCUUUAGCUUUAAGAGAAGCUAUCACUGCAGCUAGGACUGACUCUGGCAUAUCAAGUAGAAUUUGGUAUGAAAUUGAUGGCCCAUAUACUGUGGAAAAAAUCUACUUAAACUGUGCUACAAAGAAGGAACAGUUUAAGUUUUACUAA
Molecule: messenger RNA, 3825 nt
Organism: Aricia agestis (brown argus)
Lineage: Eukaryota; Metazoa; Arthropoda; Insecta; Lepidoptera; Lycaenidae
Product: xanthine dehydrogenase-like
Exons: 17
Coding region: 1-3825 (1274 amino acids)
Molecular function (GO): FAD binding; 2 iron, 2 sulfur cluster binding; iron ion binding
Source: RefSeq, a predicted model, not a curated record